AUGGGUUACAGCGGGGUAAAGCGAGUACAACAGGUUACAGCGGGUACAAUGGGUUACAGAGGGGUAAAGCGAGUACAACAGGUUACAGCGGGUACAAUGGGUUACAGAGGGGUAAAGCGAGUACAACAGGUUACAGCGGGUACAAUGGGUUACAGAGGGGUAAAGCGAGUACAACAGGUUACAGCGGGCUACAAUGGGUUACAGAGGGGUAAAGCGAGUACAACAGGUUACAGCGGGUACAAUGGGUUACAGAGGGGUAAAGCGAGUACAACAGGUUACAGCGGGUACAAUGGGUUACAGAGGGGUAAAGCGGGUACAACAGGUUACAGCGGGUACAAUGGGUUACAGAGGGGUAAAGCGAGUACAACAGGUUACAGCGGGUACAAUGGGUUACAGAGGGGUAAAGCGAGUACAACAGGUUACAGCGGGUACAAUGGGUUACAGAGGGGUAAAGCGAGUACAACAGGUUACAGCGGGUACAAUGGGUUACAGAGGGGUAAAGCGAGUACAACAGGUUACAGCGGGUACAAUGGGUUACAGAGGGGUACAUCAGGCUACAAUGAGGUACAGAAGGGUACACCGGUGUACAACAGCUAA
Messenger RNA from Pelobates cultripes (western spadefoot toad), 597 nucleotides. The record is from the annotation of a GenBank genome assembly. NCBI's taxonomy places the organism in Eukaryota, Metazoa, Chordata, Amphibia, Anura, Pelobatidae.